Messenger RNA from Cuscuta europaea, 1418 nucleotides. Lineage: Eukaryota; Viridiplantae; Streptophyta; Magnoliopsida; Solanales; Convolvulaceae. The record is from the annotation of a GenBank genome assembly.
CCAUUGUUCUUUGGACCGCGGCCCUAGAAUUAACAGCCAGUUACCGAAAACGGACUCAAUUGAGCCUUGGAAGGUCGCCGGGCAGUACGAGACUGACGGAGCUUCGUCGGAGACAACCUGGAACGUUCCUUGCUUUCUGUGAGGGCAUGGCGAUCGACACCGUUCCUCCACUCAUCGCUGCUCAGCUCAAUUACCUUAUUGCUAACUGUCCAUUCCCAAUCAAGGUAGAGCAAAUGUGGGCAGGAGGCAAAAGCCCUGGCAUGUGUGUUUUAGAUCGCUUCACCUUAGCUAUCCCUUUCUGCCUAGACUACAUAAAAUGGGAUGUUAUAUACAAUGCAGUGUAUCCCCUCGUGCCACCAGAUGUAAUAUUUGGGCCUGAGGAUGUGAACUUUAGGCCAUAUCAUAGUCCUGGUGAUGCAGGGGAGAAGAAAAACGCAUUGACUGACUGGAACAACAAAGACCCUUCUCGGCUUUUGUCACUCAUUCUUGAACUUAGGGAGUUGUAUAUGGCUUAUCAUAGGAAACGAGUUGCAGAAGUUGAUGAUGAAAGGUUAAAGUUUGAAUUCAGCACCAUGCUUCCAAGGGAGGGGAUUGAAUAUUUGUUGAUUUGUGCAACCGACAAGCCAGAAGAUGUUAAAUUUUCCAUACCUUUACUGGAUUUGGAUUUGAACAAAAUGGUGGUUGGAUCAACUUGGAUGCAUCAGCAGAAGAUAUAUUUACAGGUCAUAUUUCCAGUUGGCAGAAAAUACUCAGCACCACGCCUGAAGCUGGUUUCAACUUCUGAAUUAAAAUCUCUAUUUUCUGUUGAUGACUUCAGGCUCCCCUCUUGGGUGGAUGGAAUGUGCACUGCUGAAUACCUUCCAAAUUUAGAGGUCUUGCUUGCAACACAGAUUAAAGAUGCAGUUUCAUCCAUUGAAACCAGAAGAAAAUUCAUUAUGGCCUUAGCUCCUCUUUUGGGAAGACCACUAGAAGCCGAUCCGAUUUUCUGCAAGAAGGCUAGCUUUCUAGCACAAUCUGGGCUUUUCAGUUUUAUGGUAAACAUUUCCAUUCCACUUCAGUUCCCCAAGCAACGUCCAAGCUUGGUGCUCCUGAGUACCCAGCACUUCAACUCCCACAAUGUGCCCAUCAAGUCUCCCGCAAUGACUGAUUAUCCAUGGAGUCCUAGGUGGGAAACAUCAGAAAUGGCUGAGAGGAUCUUUGAUUUUCUAGUGGAGGAAUGCUUGAACUUCAAAAAGUACUGCAAUGAAGCAAUACUCCUGCAACGCUGAUGUUGUUACUUGACAACUAGGAUGGUGGUUCACUUGUUCAUAAGGUUAAUGUAUAAUUUCAUGCCUAGGACAUAUAACAAGUGUUUCUUUAGCUCUAGGACUUUAUGAGGUUGUUUCAGUACGUUUUGUUAGAUUGAGGACAAAAAUGGU